AUGGGUGCAACGCAGAGCAAUGAAGCUCCGAAUCCAGACGUUGUAAGAAUUGAUAGAAACGAGAUUCCAGAAGAGUACAAGUAAAAGAAGUUAAUUUCUUAUCAGUUCUUCAAUUUUACUUCAGAACUGUCGGCGUAUCGUCGGACGUCAUCAAAAGAGUCAAUUCGCAAGGACCCAUUGUUGUUACGGACAAUACUGAAGCUGAUCGUCUGAAGUACUUAUUUUCCUGUUAUCUUGACAGUUUGGCGAAAUUUCAGAGCUGAGUUGGCCAAAGAACGAGAGGAGCAAGCUCGACUUCGUAAGGAAAUGGCUCGACUAUCUGAGCUUCAGCAGAGAAAGGUUUGUGACAAGUUUAAAUUUAUUUUUGUUUCUUUUUUUCAAGGGCGCUGUCGUACCUCAGAGCGCCGGUCUCUCUUCGGUGGGUAACGAUAUCGAGGAAAGAAAGAAGAUUUUCGACGAGACGGUGGAGCGCGUUCAGAAGCAAUUUUUCGCCUAUCACCGCGAAAACGUUUGUCAGGAUAAUGAAAACGUCAGUAUUAGUAUAUUUAUUUUCUUAAUUGUUUUAUUUCAGGAAAUCAUUUCGUGCUUAAAAGCCAACCCUGGACGAGUUUUGAAAUGCGCUCCAUUGACCGAGGUGUGUUUUAUGGAUGAAUAUCAGAUUCCGAAUCACAAAAAAAAUGUAAAAAAACUAGAAAGCUUUCAAAGAUUCGAAAGUUAGAAAAAUAAUACUUAUCAUCUGAUUUUUUGGUCUUUAAACUUUAUAUUGCCUAAGAAGGAAGAAUUUUUUUUUCGUAUUUAUUCCUAUUUUCCUCGGUUCAUUAAAAUAUUUCAGGCCUACGAAAAGUGCGUUGGAGACUUCCGCCAACAAGUUUUUGAAGGGAAAUUAGAAUAUUUUUUUCUCAGCUUUUUCUCUUUUUUGAAGUUAUAAUGCCUCAUGCGUGUCUCCUACUUGUAACCGAACCGUUGUCCUAUAGCUUUGAAGAUUAGAUUUAUUACUUUUCGGGAUUUACUUGUAUAAUUUCAUUCAUUCUAUUGUCGAACGAUUUUGUUAGGACAUGAAUAUUUCGAUUUUUGUUUUGAGUUGGUUCUGAUGCAAAAAGCGGAAAGUCGUUGUUCGCUCUCAGUUACUUGUACGCAUCUCCGUUUAAGUCAGGUAAAGAUAAUGUCGUGACUGUGAUAAACUUUUGAUUGCAGGUAAGCGGGGUUUGAAGGAAUGAGAAGAAGGCGUUAAGGUUAGUUGAUUCCCAAUUUUUCUAGUUUUUUUUAUAUUCUGCUCUGAAAGCCUCUUAUUACGUUUGAACGAGCAGAUUUGUUGUCUUAACUAGCAAAAAAACGGCCUCAAGGUCUUUAAUUACUUGGUACAUGGUCCUUGAAAACCAGCGAGUUUUUUUGGACAAACUAUAUCACAUUUUUCUUUGUUUGUGCAGUCCGUAUUUGCUAUUUAUUUCACUCCCAUGUAACUAUCGAUCCAAAUAUUGUUCCAUCCUCCAAAUUGAUAAUUCAGAAUGCUUCUUUGGCUUUAUUCAACUAGAACUUUGUUAGUAAACUUGAUGUGAUCAAAAACCUUGAGGACAUUAUCUACCUAGAAUCUAGUCAAUAUUUGCUUACCUUAUCAAAUUCCGAGUUUUCAUUUGCUUGUCCCCUGCAUCUUCUGCUGCAAUUCUUGAAAUAUUGUUGAAAUUUAAUUUUACAGAGCCAAAAUGAAAACGGCUUGGAAGAUUGCCGCUGCUGUGUACGUGCUGCUGAUCUUGAAUUUCUACCAUAAAUCUGCCGGAUUCACCAAAUAUUAUGGCAACUACUAUGCACUGUGGUGAGUUUUUGAGAAGGAAAUAAUCAUUUUAAAAGUGUCUGGAGGUUUUUUUUAAACCUAAAACUCAGCUUCUUCGGAGAUAGGUGUAGCUAACUAUAAAGAUAAACUUUUGAAGGUUUGAAGAUUCCUUGAAUUUGAUAUAUCGGUGAAUUUUUUUCUAAUUUAUGGUUUUCAGUUACAUAUUUUAAAGCAUUUAUUCAAUUUGGUGCAGUUUUCCACUGAAAAUAAAAAAUUUCUUAUGUAUAUCUUGCUAUUAAGGUUAUCUGUUUUUUCCAAAAUUUUUUUCCACUCAUAAUAGUUUCUUGGGCUUUCGAGGGAUAAAAAAGAAAAAAAAAUCACAAAAAACUUUGUUGCCUAGGUCUUUCAUGUGAUUAUAGCUUAAAAGUUGUAGCUUUAAUGAAAUUCCAAAAGUAGAAUAGGAAUCUCAGUUCUCAUCUUGCAGGAAAGUCACGCCGGUCGCUUUCCUCGCCUUUUUCUCAUUUUUCUACAAGGGCGGCCUCAGUUUUAAUGACCGUUUAACUGCCGGAUGGGCACUGGUUCUCGGUGCCGCUGGAGAUUAUCUCAUUGGUAAUGAUACUAAUGAUAAUAUUCAUAAUUUUUUUAUUUCACCAGGAAAAGCUAUCAGUGGCAAAUCGGUAAAUAUAAGACGAAAUAAGAACUUGGAUGAAUGAAAAAUCCAUACCAUUUAUGAAAUUCAUAGGAAACCUUUUGUUUUCAGGCGUCUAUCAUGAAGGAGUCGUGCCAGGAGCUAUAGUCUUCGGCUUGGGACACAUUUUCUACUUGGUGAGCUGUUUUUAAAGGAUUUCGCAUGCUGUCUAAAGGUUGAUUUAAAAAAAAACUAUCGUUGAAUUGUAAAUUUCUAUUGGAGGAAGAACAUAAAGGAAUGAGAAUUUCUUGGCAAGGGGCUCAACUUUUAACAAAGGUUUUGUAAUUCUGAUAGAAUUCUCAAAAAUAUUUAUCAAGGGUUUUCAUAGAAAUAUGAAGAAUGGAAAAUUCGCUAAUUUUUGCUUCGUACUUUCGGAAAAGGCGAUAAAAGUUUUACUAAAAUGGAUCAAAGGAGAAUCGGGAAAUAGGUAUCCGGUAGCUACUUUAAAAUGAAUCGGCGAAAGGUAAUCGGUGAUAGUGAAUUAGCUAACAGUAGUACCCAAAUAUAGCUCAUUUCGAGUUAGUUUUUCACUUAUUUUCCUAGCUUAGAUGAAAAGGAAAAUAGAAGGCUCAUGCACAGAGCCGCGCGUAAUGAAAAGAAGCUUUUUGGAAGUGUUCUGUAGCGCGGAGGAAUAUAAAAUUUCGACAAGCUUGCGCGGAAUGGGUUAUAAUACCGAAAAGGUUCCCGGAGAUCAUCGCUAUCCUACCUGACAUCUGCGAUCGUUACCUGGUGCCAUCAGGUAGCUUUUCAGCGUUAGCUAAGAAAAACCACCUAUCACCAUAACCAGAUUAACCAGUGAGAUUAGCCGAAGCUUCAAGAAUACAGCAAAAGCUGGAUCAAACUGUUUGCAUUUCAGAAAAUGUUCAUGAACUUCCGGACGCGUGUCUGGUGGCAACUGGCGGCGGUGGCCCUCAUUUGGUCGGCCAUCGUCGGCCACGUCUGUCUCAUGCCCUUGCUCUCGGUCCAACCGAUAGGAGUCGUGAUCAUGUCAUCGUACUCGUUGGUCUUGACGACGUGUUUCGUCGUCUCCAUGUCUCAGCACAUCAACGGCUCCGAACAGCAGUCCAAGCAUGUUCGUUUAUCUUUCAUUUUUCAAAGCUAAUUCGGAAUGGUAGACAAAAUAUCUAUCUACUCUCACUUUCAUCAAUAUCUUAUAGUUAUUUCUGGCGAAAAAAAAAAUCUGUAGAGGAAACAUCGGAAAGCUUUUGAAAAAUCCUUUUUCUAUAAAAGAGAUCUUUUUUCAUCGUUUCAAAUCCCAAAUUCCAGCUUUUCUAGCUAGCAGUUCGUUAACCUCGAAAGUUAUUGUUCACCACCUAGUCUAUUACAUCUAUGACUGAUAAACAACAAAAUAAAGAACUUUAUUUUUUGCAAUAUUCCGAAAAAUGGAUAAUGUUUUGACGUCUGAAAGCCAAAACUACGAAAAAGCUGGAGCAAAAUAGCUGCUCGAAAGAUCUUUUUGAGUCUUUCAAAAAAUUAUGUUAAUUAUUUUGAGGUUCAAGUAAAACUUCGUUAUUUUAUUAUUUUAUUACUUCAGAUUCAUACGAAAAACUCUCUUCCAUUCAAAAAUUGUUCUUCAACAAAAUUUCUGAAUCUUAAAUUUCCUUGUCAUUUUAUCACUUGGUUUCAGGGAGCCAAGCUCCGCGCGAUCGGCUUCUCCUUGUUCUUCCUGUCCGACUCGCUGCUCAUUUUCUCCUACACGGACCGCGCCGUUCCCUUCGACGAAAUCUUCAUCCUAGCCUCUUAUUUUUCCGCCCAGUUCUUCAUCACCUAUGGAAAUUCGGUCGCCAUCACUGAAUUUGACCGGAAACCCAUCAAGAAGCAAAACUAA
Caenorhabditis auriculariae is the source of this 4284-nucleotide messenger RNA. NCBI's taxonomy places the organism in Eukaryota, Metazoa, Nematoda, Chromadorea, Rhabditida, Rhabditidae. The record is from the annotation of a GenBank genome assembly.